GGUCAUGUGAUCAGCUGUGUCCAAUCACAGCUGAUCCCAUGUAAACAGGGGACAUGUACACUGAUCAUCAGGGCACUGAUGAUCAGUGUGCCCUGAUGAUCAGUGUGGCCCCAGAAGUGCCACCUGUCAGUGCCCAUCAGUGCCAGCUAUCAGUGCUGAACAGUGCCACAUGCCAGUGCCCAUCAGUGCCACAUCAAUGCCACAUAUCAGUGCCUACCAGUGCACAUCAAUGCCACAUAUCAGUGCCCAUCUGAGCUGCCCUUCAGUGUCACCCAUCAGUGCCAGUCAGUGACACCUAUCAAUGCCAAUCAGUGCCACCUAUCAGUGCCAAUCA
Messenger RNA from Staurois parvus, 334 nucleotides. The record is from the annotation of a GenBank genome assembly. NCBI's taxonomy places the organism in Eukaryota, Metazoa, Chordata, Amphibia, Anura, Ranidae.